AUGAGAGUGCCACCCCAUGCUAUAAGUAGCGAGGGGGGUCCGGUCAAAGCUGUGAUCCCUGUGCGAUCACCGUCCACUGUGAGCCAGGUGCCUACAUCUCCACUUUCCGGACCUCCAGCGAUGUACGCCUCGGUCAUCGUUCUUGUGUCCGCUUUCUGGAGCGUGGCUACAGUCAAAGCAGCUCCCUCUUCCAUGAAUCCAUCUAUCUUCGCAAGAGAUGAUGACAUUUCCACCAUUCUGAACCCAGCGUCGGUCCUCACAUUAACGGCACCCAUAAUCUCAGACUUUGCUCCAUAUACCGAGUUCGCGCGGGCUGCGUACUGCGCAUCAGACAUAAUCACCGGUUGGCAAUGCGGUGAGGCGUGCGAUGCCAUUCCAGGGUUUGAGCCGACUCUGACCGGUGGUGACGGCGAUGAUAUCCAAUUAUAUUUCGUCGGAUACUGGCCAUCUGAGAAUGCGGUCGUUGUGGCGCACCAAGGAACAGACCCUACUGAGCUGCUAUCGGAUUUGACUGAUGUCGAUAUCAUCACGGAGAAUCUCAACAGCACGCUCUUUCCCGGUGUCUCUUCAGACGUAUGGGUUCAUAGCGGAUUCGCAAAUGAACAGGCGAAAACGGCGGAUAUCAUUCUUCAAGAGACCCAGUAUCUAAUUCAAACUCAAGGCGCGGACACGGUGAUCUUGGUUGGACACUCAUUGGGAGCUGCUAUCGCUGAACUCGACGCAAUGUUCAUGACAUUGAAUUUGCCGUCCAAUAUCGCCAUAAAGGCUCGGACGUAUGGAACACCUCGGGUGGGGAACCCUGCAUGGGCAGAUCUCUUCGACGAAAUGGUUCCAAAUUUCACGCGCAUGAACAACGAGAAGGAUCCUAUUCCGAUUGUUCCAGGUCGUUUCCUUGGUUUCGAGCACCCAGAGACAGAGGUGCACAUUGUAUCCGAAGCCGACAACAAUGUUGUAGCUUGCCCAGGCAACGAUGAUGCCACUGAUGCACAAUGUACGAUUAUGACAGUGCCAAAUGUCCUCGACGGUGAUAUUCUGGAUCAUUUGGGGCCUUAUCCGGGAGGGAUUUACAUUGGUACUAUUUAUUGCACUUGA
Fibroporia radiculosa is the source of this 1092-nucleotide messenger RNA. RefSeq lists its product as uncharacterized. Gene Ontology annotation, biological process: lipid metabolic process. The record is from RefSeq and is a predicted model, not a curated record. Lineage: Eukaryota; Fungi; Basidiomycota; Agaricomycetes; Polyporales; Fibroporiaceae. The coding region runs from base 1 to 1092 and encodes 363 amino acids. The transcript has 6 exons.